Messenger RNA from Selaginella moellendorffii, 3448 nucleotides. RefSeq names its product DNA-directed RNA polymerases IV and V subunit 2. The coding region runs from base 35 to 3373 and encodes 1112 amino acids. Lineage: Eukaryota; Viridiplantae; Streptophyta; Lycopodiopsida; Selaginellales; Selaginellaceae. Gene Ontology annotation, cellular component: RNA polymerase II, core complex. Gene Ontology annotation, biological process: DNA-templated transcription. The transcript is spliced from 6 exons. The record is from RefSeq and is a predicted model, not a curated record. Gene Ontology annotation, molecular function: DNA-directed RNA polymerase activity; DNA binding; ribonucleoside binding.
UUUAGCAAGAAAUCAAGCGAUCGAGCGAGCGAUCAUGGCAGAGGAUGUGCUUGCGGCGUUCCUGCGAGGGAGGAGUCCUGUCGCGCAUCUCAUCGACUCCUUCGACGAUUUCUGUGAGGCGCUGCCGUCGCUCUUCCAGCAGACGGAGGAGAUUUCGAUGGAGAAGGAGGGCAGCACAGCGUCCAUCAAGCUCCUGAAUGCGUCGCUCCGGCCGCCCGUGGUGAAAUAUCCCUGGGAGGCGCGCCUCGGGGAUCAGAGCUACUCGGCAAGAUUGUUCGCGGACAUCCAUGUCAGGCUCUCUAACGAGAAGGUCGACGAGUCCUUCCGAAAUGACGAAGUUUUUGUCGGAGAGAUUCCGUGUAUGAUCGGCUCCAAGCUCUCAAACGCCCAUGCCGAUGGAAAAAUCGAUUGUCCUCUUGAUCCUGGAGCCUACUUCAUCGUCGAGGGAGCUGAGAAGGUUGUGGUGCCUCAAGACUCGAACUUUGGGGCGAGAUGCUCCAUCUCUCGGAAGGGCUGCUGGAAGAGCUACGUUGUUUAUCCCAACAAAGGAUUGUCUUUCCGGAACACUUUCACGAGAGUUCUUCUCAAGGAGGACAAAGGAAUCAUCAACCUGGAGUUGUCUAUCACGGGAGCCGAUCCAGUCCCUGUCGUCGUAGCGCUUCGUGCUCUGGGAUUGGCGACGGACAAGAGUGUCCUGGACGUGAUACACGCCACAAAUGAUCCCGAGCUCGCCAACAUGAUCCUACCUUCGUUGCGCGAGGCCGCCGACCAGGUUUCCGACUUCUUCGGGGACGAAGACGUCAAUCACCGGGAUUGUGCCGCCAACCAGGAGUUCUUAGCUUCCAAGUCCAGGAAGCUCAAAGGAAGUUUUGUCGACGCUCUGUUUUCCGCUCUCGAUUCUCCCAAGAGCAAGGUGAUAUACCUCGGCUACAUGGUGGAGUUCCUUUGCACAUCGUAUCUUGGUCGCCGGCAGCCUCGAAAGAACAGCCUCGUCAAUAAAAGGAUCCUGGGCGUGAACGAGCUUCUGGCGCUACUGCUGACCAAGGCUAUGACUCGUUUCAUGAGGGAGACUUGCAAGAAAAUGCUGCUGAUGAAGAGCGUCACCGACGGGAUCUUCAACGAUAAGAUCGUCACUUGUGACUUUAGAGACGCGUUCAAGAGGGGAGUUUGGGCUGAGCCACAGACGUAUGGCAGCGGGGUGGUGGAAGCGCUAAAACGGCAAAACGUCACUUGUACACUGGCUCAUCUCCGGCACGUAAGAACUCCAUCUCAGUACUCGGGCAAAGUUAAUGACAGCAGAUACCCAAACAAGUCUCACACUGGAAGGUUCUGCCCGGUCGAAACUCCUGAAGGGGAAAAUUGUGGCCACCUCAAGACUCUGGCGCUGUUUGCGAUGAUUUCCUCUUAUCGCGAUGAAACCGAUGUGCUCGACAACCUCAGCGGCUACUUACAAGAUGUCGAUGAAGUUCCCCUCCAGCAGCUCCAUGUCUUUGACAAGGUAUUUCUCAAUGGACGACUGCUCGGGCUGUCAACACGGGAUGAAGCUAAGGCUGCUGUCCUGCACCUUCGCAACAGGCGACGCCGAGGUGCCAUCCAUUCGGAGGUGGAGAUAGCACCAAACAAGCAUGGCGAGCUGCAAAUCUUUACUGACGGAGGGCGAGUUUUGAGGCCUGUCUUCAUCGUGGAAAACAACGAGUGGCUACUGACAGACGACAAUGUGUCUGAGCUCCGUGAACUGAGCAACGGGGAGGAAAAGGUCCGCUUUUUGCUCCAGGAAGGACUGGUGGAGCUGCUGGGGCCCGAGGAAGAAGAGCAAUGCGUGAUAGCUUCAAGGUACAGCGAUCUGAGGUCAGGGAUUUGCUACACACACAUGGAGCUGCAUCCGGCAGCGAUGCUGUCCAUUACAGCGUCCACCAUUCCGUUCGCUCAGCACAACCUCAGCACCCGCGUCACCUACCAAGCUCAGAAACACUCGAAGCAUGCAAUCGGAUACUACUCGUGCAACCCGAGCAAACGCUUUGACACGACGUCGGACAGCCUUUUCUAUCCGCAGAAGCAGCUGGUGUCGACUAGCAUGUGUCGGCUUCUCUCACCAAACGACUCCGCGAUGAUGCGGGGAUGGCCGGAGAAGUUGAUGCACGGCCAGAGCUGCGUCGUCGCCGUGGCGUGCUACGACGGCUAUAACCAGGAGGACUCACUUAUCUUCAACCAGGCGGCCAUCGACCGUGGUUUAUUCCGUUCCAUCCACGAGAGGACUCACCGCUACAACAUCAAUCUGCAGAGCUCCGAGGAGAGCUUUGGAAGGCCUGUGGAGGAGGACGGUUCUCCGCAGCAGCGGUAUCAGCACUUGGACGAGGAUGGCUUCCCAGAGAUCGGUGCGCGUCUCCAGUCGUCGCAGGCAGUGAUCGGCAAGACCCGGAAGCUGAAAGAAGGGACAGUGAGCAACAGCAGCAUCUUCCUCAAGAACUUCGAGGAGGGGUCCGUGAAAGAGGUGGUGCGGCUCCCGAAAAUCGCCCAGGGAUCGCACGACGUCAACUUUAAAACCGCGAGCGCGAGUUUUCCGCACGGCGGCGUCAAAGUUAAGAUCGCGAGCACGAGAGCUCCGCAGGCUGGCGACAAGUUUAGCAGCAUGCACGGGCAGAAGGGCGUGAUCGGCUGCUGCUUGAGCCAGGAGGACCUUCCCUUCACUCGCCAGGGGAUCGUCCCGGACGUGAUCAUCAAUCCCCACGCCUUCCCGACUCGCCAGACUCUGGGCCAGAUGCUCGAGAGCAUCGCAGGGAAGGCCGCCGCGAUGGGAGUGAGGGUGAAUACCACUCCAUUUAGCAGCGCCUCGCCGGAUCAACUUGGUGCUGCUCUCCACAGGUGUGGCUUCCAAAAGUCUGGGAACGAGCGGUUCUACAGCGGCCUCUAUGGCUCCAUGAUCAAGGCGGAGAUCUUCGUCGGCGUUUGCUUCUACCAAAAGCUGAUGCAAAUGGCGGACGACAAGAUCAAGUGGAGGAGGAUCGGGCGGCAUGACAGCAUCACGCGGCAGCCCAUCAAGGACCGGCAGAAGUAUGGCGGGAUCAAGUUCUCGCAGAUGGAGCGCAGCAGCCUGGUGGCGCACGGCGCGGCGGCGUCGAUCCAGGAGCGGAUGUUCCACCUCAGUGAUCCCCACCAGGUGGAGGUUUGCACGCGCUGCGACCGCAUGGCCAGCAUUGGGCGGUCGCGGGCGCCCAGCUGCCGCUUCUGCAAGGACAAGUUCCCGGGCUUCGCGAGGCUGGAGAUCCCCUACAGCUGCAAGCUGCUGGUGCAGGAGCUCAACAGCAUGGGAAUCGACCUCCGCCUCGUCACCCAUUCCAGCGCCUCGCUCCGCGGGAGGGAAGACAAGAAUUAGGGUUCUUCCGCAAAACGCGCGAAGUUUAGGGCUUUUAUACAUAGUGGUUGAAUUAAAGUGGUGGUGUUUUUGCAA